UUCCAAUGAUGUAUCACACAUGCAUACAGGACAAUUUUGAAAUUUGGCCAAAUUGGGGGUCUUAGAGCGGAACUUCAAGUCACCUGAGUGUUUUCCGCCAUAUACAUAUAUGCUUUAAAAAUGUUUUAAAGUCGAAAAUGUUUUUAUUGUUUUUUUUUUUAAUCAUUUUUACGUUAUGAAAAAAGACGGACAUAAUUUAUACCAAGCGACAUUUCAAACAAUUUGAUUUAAACAGAAGCUUUGUCACUCCGAGAAUUUCGUGUAGGCGUUUUUGCACUAAUUAAGUCAUUUAUUACCACUUGUCGAGGUUUUGAAGCUUCCCGCCGGAUGCUUUCUUGCUCUUGCUUUUAGCUUCCACCACAUGCCAAUAUUUGCCUUCAACUUUCCUCCAUGUGUCGGGUUGUUUGCAUUCAAAUAGUUCACUCAUGGCUCACAGCAAAGUCAAACGCCACAAUGUAACGCGCCGCUGUUAAUUAGGCUGGUUUGCCAACUUGAUGUAUAAUUAGCUAAUCAAAACGAAGUUAUGUGACAUUUCCGCAUUGCUCCGACUGAAAUAUCGCGUAAAGCUAAGUUAGUGACAACUGUGUUCGAGAUUUCUGAAAAACUGCAAGAUAGUGCAGCCACUUUCUUGGAAAUGCAGACAGUCCGAGCUAUUUCCAGACACAGGACCUCGACCCCCAAACAUGAAGACCCUUCAACAUUGGAGAGCGUGAAGUGGAUUUUGAGCUGCUGCAGAAGUUGAAGGGGUCAGCAGUUCUUCACCAAGUUGGAACAUGGAGAAAAUGUCCCGGGUCACCACAGCCCUGGGCAGCACCGGCGUCAGCGGCCGGACCAUGUUCUGCCACCUUGACGCGCCGGCCAACGCCAUCAGCGUGUGCCGCGACGCCACGCAGGUGGUGGUAGCCGGCCGCAACAUCUUCAAAAUCUACGCGCUGGAGGAUGAACAGUUCACCGAGAAGAUGAACCUGCGCGUGGGACGCAAGCCGUCACUCAACCUCAGCUGCGCCGACGUCAUGUGGCACCAGAUGGACGAGAACCUGCUGGCCACUGCCGCCACCAACGGCGCAGUGGUGACGUGGAACCUUGGCAAGCCGUCGCGCAACAAGCAGGAUCAGCUGUUCACCGAGCACAAGCGCACGGUCAACAAGGUGUGCUUCCAUCCCACCGAGGUGUACAUGCUGCUGAGCGGAUCGCAGGACGGCUUCAUGAAGUGCUUCGACCUCCGCAAGAAGGAGUCCAUCAGCACUUUCUCAGGUCAGUCAGAGAGUGUACGAGAUGUCCAGUUCAGCAUGAAGGAUUAUUUCACCUUUGCCGCUUCCUUCGAGAACGGAAACGUCCAGCUUUGGGACAUCAGGCGCCCUGACCGCUAUGAGCGAAUGUUCACCGCUCACACAGGCCCUGUUUUUUGUUGCGACUGGCACCCGGACGACAGGGGCUGGUUAGCUACAGGCGGGCGGGAUAAAAUGGUAAAAGUCUGGGACAUGACUACAAACCGCGCCAAAGAGAUUUACUGCGUCCAAACCAUCGCCUCGGUGGCGCGCGUCAAGUGGCGCCCGGAGAGGAAGUUCCAUUUGGCUACAUGCUCCAUGAUGGUGGACCACAACAUCUACGUGUGGGACGUGCGCCGGCCGUUCAUCCCCUUCGCCACCUUCGAGGAGCACAAGGACGUGACCACGGGUAUCGUGUGGCGACACCAGCAUGACCCUCACUUCCUGCUGUCUGGCUCCAAGGACAGCACAAUGUACCAGCACAUGUUCAAGGACGCUACGCGACCGGUUGACAAAGCAAACCCGGAGGGACUGUGCUUCGGCCUGUUUGGCGACUUGGCCUUCGCAGCUAAGGAGAGUCUGAUUAGCAGCGACGCCAACAGGAAGUCCUACCCCGGCGGCGACCGCCGCUACCCUAUCUUUUUCUUCAAAAGGCCCGACCCGACGGAACAAUUCGCUCACGUGUCCAGCGCCCUCAGCGUCUUCGAGACUGACUUGGACAGCAAUCGCAUGGACUGGUUCGUCAAGACUGCGCAACUCUAUCUCCUCGGCGGGAAGCCUUUCGCCGAACUGUGCGACCACAACGCCGAGGUGGCUCGGCAGCUCAAAAGACCACAGGUUUCCACAACAUGGACCAUGUUGAGAAUCAUGUUCUCGGACCCGGCAAACAUCACAACUCCCGGCAAACUCGGCACACUACCUCUCAUGAACAGCUUCAGUAUGAAGGAGCUGGUCAACGAAAGCAGACUGGAACGCAACAAAGGUGACGGCAGACAGGACAACAUCCACUUGGAACCAGAAAACAUCAGCAAUAAUAACGAAGAAAACGAGGAGACUGAGGGAAGUGAAGGCCAAGCAGAGUACAUGUUCGGGGACGCCGAGCUGGAUGAUGACGAUCUUUAUUCGGUGGAACAUGACAACCAGACGGCAGAGGAGCAGGAGUGCACGCUCCCUCAGGAAGCUUUCCAGCUACGUCACGACAUCCUGGACAAUCCGUCGGCGCCGGAACACUUGCAACAGGACAAGGCCGAUUCGCCGCACGUCAGCGGCAACGAGGCCGAGCCGGUGUGCCUGACGCCCAUAGAGUCCUUCUCACUCAUCUCCAUCUCGCAGCCGCUCUUCACGCCCGAUCUGCCCGCCAGCUUCUUUUGCCCCAUCGUGCGCGAAAUGCUAGGCUACUACGCCGAGAAGGGCGACGUGCAGAUGGCAGUCUCCGUGCUCGUCGUAUUGGGCGAGCGCAUACGAAAAGAGAUUGACGACCUCACGCAGGAGCACUGGUACAUGUCCUACAUCGACCUCCUCCAGCGCUUCGAGCUGUGGAACGUCUCCAACGAAGUGAUCAAACUAAGCACGUGCGGCGCCAUCACCUGCCUGAAUCAGACCUCCACCACGCUGCACAUCAACUGCAGCAACUGCAAACGGCCCAUGAACAACAGAGGCUGGAUUUGCGACCGCUGCCGCCAGUGCGCCAGCGUCUGCGCCGUCUGCCACCACGUGGUCAAGGGGCUCUUCGUGUGGUGCCAGGGAUGCAGUCACGGCGGGCACCUGGAGCACAUCAUAAACUGGCUAAAGAGCAGCCCGCACUGCCCUGCCGGUUGCGGACAUCUUUGUGAGUACACGUAAAAAAUUAAGGAACCAUCAACAAACCCAUGUGAUCCGAGAGUAUUUUUAGACGCACGUUUAACCUCAUUUUUGUGAAUCGCUCUGAAUAUAACAAAAAUACACGCUGUUAAAAGAAAUUUGUCUACUUUUUUUUUUUUUUAAUUGAGUGUGAAAGUUGGAAAAAGUAAAGCGCGAUGAAUACUUUCAUAGCAAGUAUUCAUCACGCUUUUUUACUUUUUGGGAAUUCAACUCAAGCUUUCAAAAUGCCGUAUGCAAGAUCGGUGGCCAAAAAUGGUACCGCAACCAGGUUCUAAAUACAGUGGUGCCUCGAGAUACGUAGUUUCGGUACACAUUACGAACAUUUUUCAAAGCUUUUUGUUUUCGUUUCAUAUUACAAAAAAAUUGUCAUCAUACAAAAGAUAAUACGUACUGCAAUAGAUAAUUCCUGCAGUGUUUCAUUUAGUUUUACUGAUUUUGGUGGAUACACUGUCCUCUAGUGGCAACAGUGAAUAUGACAAAGCUCAUCUAGCAUGGCUGGAUCCAGCAGCUUCCUGUUAAGACCAAAAUAAUUGUUUAUGCAUUCGUAAUUUAGUUUGGAGGUAUUUUAAGCAGUUUUUUGUGGGAAAAUUUGUUUGAAUGAUUAGUUAAGAGUAGGGUUGUUCCGAUCAUGUUUUUUCGCUCCCGAGCCGAUCCCAAUCGUUUUAGUUUGAGUGUCUGCCGAUCCCGAUAUUUCCCAAUCCGAUUGCUUUUUUUUUUUUGCUCCCGAUUCAAUUCUAAUCAUUCCCGAUAAUUUUUCCCGAUCAUAUACAUUUUGGCAAAGCAUUAAGAAAAAAAUGAAUAAAACUCGGACAAAUAUAUACAUUCAACAUACAGUACAUAAGUACUGUAUUUGUUUAUUAUGACAAUAAAUCCUCAAGAUGGUAUUUACAUUAUUAACAUUCUUUCUGUGAGAGGGAUCCACGGAUAGAAAGACUUGUAAUUCUUAAAGGAUAAAUGUGACUUUGUAUAUUGUGACUAAAUAUUGCAAUCUAGUGUAUUUGUUGAGCUUUCAGUAAAUGAUACUGUAGCCAUUUAACUGUUCUGCCCAAAUGCAUGAUGGAAAGUGCAACCAUGACUGUGCGUAGUGGUACCAAUUGAUCUAUCUUCUUUGCGUUGGGAAAUAACAUAUGGUGUUAAGAAAAAGAUUGACUACUAUCUUUCUUCCCCACAUUGCGUCCCACGAUAUUUCUAUUCGUUGGGAGAGGGAUUGUAAAGCUUUAGCCAAUUAAAAAAAGUCUCCAAAGGCUGCCAAAAUUCACUCUAUUCAUUUUACGCUGCCUUUUAGGUCUAUUUAUAGGUAUAACGGCGCCAUUAAAGAUUGAACGCGACAUUGCGUGAAUGGGUUGUGCAGCGCAUGCGUUAAUUGCGUUAAAUAUUUUAACCAGAUAAUUUUUUUAAAAAGUAAUUACCGCCAUUAACGCAAUAAAUUUGAUAACCCUACUUUAAGUCUAAACUAAAUACUCUGGAUGAGUGUAACACAUUAUGUCUGUAACGUUAAAUACAA
Messenger RNA from Corythoichthys intestinalis (scribbled pipefish), 4632 nucleotides. RefSeq names its product WD repeat domain 24 (gene wdr24). Gene Ontology annotation, biological process: cellular response to amino acid starvation; positive regulation of TORC1 signaling; positive regulation of macroautophagy. Gene Ontology annotation, cellular component: GATOR2 complex; cytosol; vacuolar membrane. Gene Ontology annotation, molecular function: protein binding. The record is from RefSeq and is a predicted model, not a curated record. Bases 774 to 3110 code for a protein of 778 amino acids. NCBI's taxonomy places the organism in Eukaryota, Metazoa, Chordata, Actinopteri, Syngnathiformes, Syngnathidae. The transcript has 11 exons.